AUGGCGAAGAGACUCAUGCGCAUCCUUGAAUUCCAUGCAGCAGACACAUCUCCUCCAGGAAAUAAAGGAUUGCGUUUCCACUGCAACGCACACACAUGUGAAGAAGGCACACAGUAUUUCGGGGAUGAGCGUGGAAAGGAUCGAAGCACAGUGCAUCAUUCAGGAACAGGCAAUACCACAUCCCCUCGUCUAAAGUCAUUUCUCAUCGCGGGUGGUUUUAAUUUAGCAUUCGAUGGGAUGAUAAAAGUGGUAAAUAAUGAAUUUAUUCGUGGGCUAUCAAAUACGACGUAG
Echinococcus granulosus is the source of this 291-nucleotide messenger RNA. RefSeq lists its product as hypothetical. The record is from RefSeq and is a predicted model, not a curated record. The coding region runs from base 1 to 291 and encodes 96 amino acids. NCBI's taxonomy places the organism in Eukaryota, Metazoa, Platyhelminthes, Cestoda, Cyclophyllidea, Taeniidae. The transcript is spliced from 2 exons.